Molecule: messenger RNA, 3417 nt
Organism: Styela clava
Lineage: Eukaryota; Metazoa; Chordata; Ascidiacea; Stolidobranchia; Styelidae
Product: sodium/mannose cotransporter SLC5A10-like
Biological process (GO): transmembrane transport
Cellular component (GO): plasma membrane
Molecular function (GO): D-glucose:sodium symporter activity
Source: RefSeq, a predicted model, not a curated record
UAUGUAAACAAAGUUAAUAUUAAAAAUUAGAAAAUGUCAACCACUAGCGCUGCAUCAACAACUGGUGCCUAUAAUCUCACAAUGAUAGCAGAUGCUUUCUUAGGAGAAAGAUUAACAGUUUGGGACAUAGUUGUUGUUGUAAUUUAUUUUUUCAGUGUCAUUGGUGUUGGUGUUUGGUCGAUGUAUUCAACAAAUCGUAGCACUGUUGGUGGAUAUUUUCUAGCUGGAAGAUCAAUUUCUUGGUGGCCGAUCGGGGCAUCUUUAUUCUCGAGUAAUGUAGGAAGUGGACACUUUGUGGGACUUUCAGGAUCUGGUGCUGCGACUGGCAUUGCUGUUGGCACUUAUGAAUGGAACGCUAUGUUCAUCGUUCUACUUCUUGCAUGGGUAUUUUUACCGGUUUACAUUGCAUCUGGGGUGGUAACAAUGCCUGAGUAUUUGAAGAAAAGAUUUGGCGGACAAAGGCUACAAGUCUGCAUCGCAUUGCUUUAUCUAUUCAUAUAUAUAUUUACAAAGAUUGCGGUUGACCUAUAUGCUGGAGCAAUAUUUAUUCAUGAGGCACUAAAAUGGGAUUUAUAUCCGAGUGUAAUUGGUUUGCUGGUUAUCACUGCAUUCUAUACCAUUGGAGGUGGCUUAGCUGCAGUGAUAUACACUGAUACAUUACAAACCGGAAUUAUGUUGCUUGGUGCAGUUGUUCUCAUGAUUGUUGGAUUCGUUAAUGUAGGAGGCUACUUUGGACUCGUCACUGAGUACAUGAAAGCUACGCCUACAUACACACUCUUGGAACACCCAGAGUGUGGCAUCCCUCUCAACGAUUCAUUUCAUGUAUUUCGUGAAGUGACUGAUGAAGAUUUUCCUUGGACUGGUGUUGUGUUGGGAAUGCCAAUACUUUCAAUAUGGUAUUGGUGUAGUGACCAGGUGAUUGUUCAAAGAACACUGGCUGCCAAAAACUUAACACAUGCUAAAGGAGGAGCCCUACUUUGUAGUUAUCUUAAAAUAUUACCCAUGUUUCUGAUGGUGAUGGUGGGGAUGAUCAGUAGAGCAAAAUUUCCAGAACAAGUAGGAUGUGUAGUACCAGAAAUAUGCCAAAAAGUUUGUGGAAAUCCAACUUCUUGUUCUGAUAUUGCUUAUCCAAAGAUGGUUAUGGAGUUUUUGCCAAUAGGUGCUCGAGGAUUGAUGAUGUCUGUCAUACUUGCUGCGCUGAUGAGUUCAUUGACUUCAAUUUUCAAUUCAAGCUCGACCUUGUUCACAAUUGAUCUUUGGCAAAGAGCAAGAUCGAAAGCAUCGGAAAGAGAACUGAUGAUUGUCGGAAGAGUUUUCAUUAUAUUUCUUGUCAUACUGAGUGUGCUAUGGAUCCCUGUUAUUCAAGCACAAGAAGGAGGACAGUUAUUUACAUACAUACAAAAAGUCAGUUCUUACUUUCAACCUCCGGUCGCUAUUUGUUUUCUUUUAGCUGUAUUUUGGAGAAGAACAAAUGAACAGGGAGCUUUCUGGGGCUUGUUCACUGGAAUCAUAAUUGGCAGUAUUAAAAUGAUAUUGGAUUUUGUAUAUCCUCCUCCACCUUGCGGUACAAUUGAUGAUCGGCCUAGUGUUGUCAAGAAUGUUCAUUACCUACAUUUUGCUGUCAUACUAGCUCUUCUGACUGCAAUUAUUAUUGUACUUGUGAGCAUCUGUUCUCCUGCCCGACCAGCGAGUGAGUAUGGUGGAUUAACAUGGUGGACAAGACAUGAUGUAAAAACUACAGCUUUGAAAACUGAGAAAUCAGCUCUAGUGACUCAGGAUGAGAUUUGUCAACGAUAUAACGAUUUUUCUCCUCAACUAUCUGUUGAUAAUGAAGAGGAAUUUUCUCAGCACUUGGAUGACAAUGAUUUGGGUCGCCCAAGCAUUAUUCCAAGAUUCUCAUUACCGGCUGUUAGCAGUGUUACUUACGAUGGUAAAAAUGUUCAAAUUAAUGAACACUCUAGAACGCCUACAAGCAAUGAACCAGCAAGUGAGAGUAAUUUUGAAUUGAGUAAUAAAGUUGAUAUCCCCAUCUGGAAGAAGGUUGCGAUAUUCAUAUGCGGUUUAGACAGUAGUAAAAAAUCAGUAGAGGUCACCAAUGAAAAUGCAUCUGCGAUUCAAUCGUUAGAGGAAGACCCUUUCUGGAGGAAGGUUGUCAAUUACAACAUGAUAGUUUGUGUUGUAGUUGCGAUAUCUUUGUGGAUUAUAUUCAGGUGAAUUUUGACAAUUACAAUAGUCGUACUAUUAAUCCCAUGUAGUUAAGAGGCAGUCCAUUUUUGAAUAGGGUGAAUUUCUCAUCUAGGAUACUCUAUAGAUUUUUUUGAUUAACCAUAUACUGCUAUGGAUUUUAAAUAUGUCACUUUACCUAUAACAUGUAUAUUUAGAUUAAUUAUGCAUAUUUGUUUGCCUUUGGUGUUUUUCUUUUUAUUUCACUUUUUCAUUUUUUUAAUCUCGACUCUCCAGUAUAUUUUAUAUACAAUCUUCCCAUAUUUAUUUAUUCAAAUUUCAUGACUUUUUCGAUCCAAUUUCACUCUUGAACACAUUGAUUAAAACUAUUCUGAUAAAAGUUUUUAAAAGUAUUUUUGCCAACAUCAUCUCUAAUACCAGGCUGUGUCGUUUUCAACUAAUUAAAAACGGACCAUACCUCAAGAUUAUAAGCCAUGUGGCAAUUAUUCUUGAUUUUUUAAGAAAUGAAGUAUUUAGUAUUAUUUGUGAUAUAAGUGGAAAUUCUCAACUCUUACCCAGACCUGAUACUUCUUAACUGUUACUCAGUAGUCGCAUACAUAUGAUUCAAAUCGACUGUUUACUGUCAUCUCUCAAUUAUCAUUCAAAAUAGAACUAUUCAAUUGCACACAAUUUCUUAAACAUUGUUAUUGUAAUAUUACACUAAUAAAGAUACUGUGAAAUAUGUUUAUCUCCGCCGAUUAGGUACUAAUUUUUUUGUGCAAUACUUGUAUAAUUUCAAUGAAUUUGUUCACUAAAUACUAUGCUGAUCAAAUUAAUAAACAAUCAUAAACUUUCAUUACAUAUUUUAUAUUUUAAUUUACCCUUUGUUGUUUUAUUAUAACUCAUGUAUAAAAAUGCUCUGUCAUGAAAUAGGAGUUGUCAAUAAGACCAUUGUGUCGUUUUUUAUAUUAUUUUUAUUGGACUUUAAAAAUCAUGUUGCUUAGAAGUCAGAAUACACCUUGUAAUCACUCAGGUACACAUUCUGCCUGCUGCUUUUUUAUUGAUAGUUUUUAGUACAAUAACAGUGUCUUAAAUAGUAUUUGCCUUGGUUUUGGUUUUCUAUAUUACCUAUUCUUGCUUCUAUGUAUUUCGUUUCUUUCAAUGUAAUAUCAUAUUGUGAUGGGUGUUCGGGUAUUAUUUUCCUAUAAUUUUAUUCAGAGUGCCUUUUAAUAAUAAAAUGCAAUUUCCCUUUUA